Messenger RNA from Aspergillus alliaceus, 861 nucleotides. RefSeq lists its product as uncharacterized. Bases 1 to 861 code for a protein of 286 amino acids. NCBI's taxonomy places the organism in Eukaryota, Fungi, Ascomycota, Eurotiomycetes, Eurotiales, Aspergillaceae. The transcript has a single exon. The record is from RefSeq and is a predicted model, not a curated record.
AUGGUCCACUACACCUAUGUCACGUACCAGAGUACUGGAGACGGAAACCUAGGCGAAUACUUCAACUGGGUUAUGGUCACCCCUGAUCGCAAUACUGCCAAUACAUAUUUCCGUGCCCUGCAGCAGUUUCAGACUGUUAUCGACUCCGACGUCAACGGUAACCCAGGUGCCAAGCGUACUUUUACCUCUGUCGACCGUUACAACUCUCAGUUCUGGACUUACGAUUCAGACAAUGGUGAGAACUUUCAUCUCGCCGCCCGAGCGCUGUGUGGUAAUCCCAAGAUGAAACAAGUGAAUCCCGACUUCUCUAGCGUUUUCGGCAAGAUCAGAGUUUACUGGAUCGGAGCCUAUGCGGACGGGCGAUUCCGUACCUUCUUCCCACAUGACGAUGGUGCCGGCGGAGCCGAUGAUGGUGAUAUGUUGUCCGGCUAUAGCUUUUUCGUGAAGCGUCGCGGUAUCCACGACUAUUGGUGCCUCGCCUCUUCGGGAUAUGUCAUCCUUGCCAGUUCUCGGCGGUCACGAUUUAUCUUUACGAUUUUGCAAAAAUCAGGGCAAAAGAUGUAUCCUAAGAUGCCGAUUACGGAUGAUGACGAGGUCAAGAUCGAGGUUCUUGACCAAGGGUUAAGGAUCCCAAUUGGCGUCAACAGUAGCAACCAGUUGGUUGUGGGGGCGGGUCUCAGCCACCAGAGAUUCACAUUCCAUGAUUUGAAGGCUCGCUUUUCUCUUUCGCAAGGUAGAACCCAACAUGCAAAUGGUGACGAGAGCCUUUCUAUUGUGACCUGGACCAGCACGGAGAGCUUGGGAAGUGCCGACUCCUUUGAGAUUAUCGAUGGUAUUAAUCUGAACGAGACCGAGUCUUAG